GGGAGGGGCGGGUUUAUGCUAAUAGCCUUCCGGUCCCCGCUCGGCGGCGUGCGCGGAUUGGCUAGGAGCGGGAGGGAUGUUAAUGAGGGCGCAGGCCCCGCCCACCUCCGCCGCCGGCGGGACCCGCUAUUGUCCGGCGGGGCCGGGCCGGGAGGCGGCGGCGGCGGCGGCGGCGAGCGGAGCCGGGAACGGGAACGGAGCCGGGAACGGGAACAGGGCCGGGGCCGCCGUGCGGAGCCGCACAGCAGCGGGCGAGGAGGGACCAGUCGCGCCCACCCUGCAGCCCCGCCAGGACGAGGCAGCGAUGAUGUGACCUACAUUUACAACAAGGAGGUCCCCAGCCCGCCACCACUGCUGCUGGGACAUGAAGCGGCACAAGUGACAGUGACGCGGUGCCCGCGGGCCAUGGCCAGCCCGGCACCAUGGCUGCGCUGGACACAAACAGAGCUGACGCGCUGGGAGGGAGAGGAGGAGGAGGAGGAGGAGGAAGACGACGACGACGACUUUGAAAGGCGCAUGGAUGAGGACGGGGUCAUUGGCCUGGGGGAGGAUGCCAGGAGCCCACCGUGGGGACACAGCGAGGACCUGGAGGAGGGGUCCCUGGUGGAGGAGAGUCCCUGGCACCCCCGGCAGCACCUGGAGGAGGAGGAGCGGGGCAGUUCCAGGGGGGAUGAGGGGCCCUGGGGGGCAGAGAGUGAUGGGGACCCUUAUGCUGAGCUCUCCUACGAGGGCCGGUGGGGCUCAGGGUCCAGCGGCAGCCCCGAGGUGCUGCGGGGUGGCCGGGCUCUCUGCCAGCCCCACGGCUGCAGCACGGACGGUGGUGACAUCUCAGGGCUGUCAGAUGUCAGCCACAGCCCCACCACCCCCUCCCACCGGCACCGGGGCUGGGACACGUCUGGGAACACCGGUAGGGGACACAGGCAGGGCUGGACCCCAAGCCGGAGCCUCCAGCUGCACCUCUCCGACAACGACCUCUGUGAUGCCACCAGCGUCGAUCCUGUCCCCAAGUCCCAGCUGACUGGGACAGGGCUGCCAGCCCCUGGCACCCCUGACUCAGCACCCACCGAGGAGCCCCUGGGUGCUGGGCCCCCCCCUGCACCCCAACUGCACAACAGGUCACAGGUGCCCAAGAAAGUGACACCCGCGGUGCUGCUGCCCCAGCCUGGCCGGCCAUCGCGGUCCCUGAGCCCCCGACAGCGGCACGUGGGUGACAAGGGGAUGAGAGGUCCCUCAGGACUGGGGACCGGCACAGCCAGUGGCACCCAGUACACCCAGUAUGGCCGGGGGCGGCUCAACCACCCCCUGCCUGACCUCUCCAAGGUGGCGGCGCGGGUGAAGAUCGACCAGAGCUACCGGCCACCACGGGGCCGAGCACUGCCCCCCAACCCCGCAGCCCCGAGGGGCCCCGUCGGCUUCAAGUCCCCAGCCGAAAUUGUGCGGGAGGUGCUGCUGAGCAGUGGGGAGGGUGUCCCCCCCGAGCCCCCCACUGCCACCGCCGGGCUGCCACAGGAGUUCAGGUCCCCCCGACAAGCCACCGCGCUGGUGCAGCAGCUCCAGGAUGACUACCACAAGCUGCUGACCAAGUACGCGGAGGCUGAGAACACCAUCGACCAGCUGCGCCUGGGUGCCAGGGUGAGCCUGUACGCCGACCCGCCACGGCCCAGCCACCCCCUCGCCACGGGCACCGUGGGCACCGGCUGCCGCGUCAUGUCCCUCAGCAUCCCGCGGGCCAGCACGGCGGCGUUCAGCACAACCCCGGCCCCCCCAGCUGGAGCUCCAGCAGCAGCACCAUCAGAUGGGGGGUCAUCACCCCAAAAUCAUUCCCCCUCUUCACCCAGGUGGGGCUGCCCCACCUGCCCAGGGUCAUGUCGCUGCCCAGGGAUCCCAGGGACCCCGCUGACACAGAGGCUGGCAGGGCAGACCCAUAAGCUGCAGGCACAGGUUGAGGCCCUCGAAGACUGGAUCCGGGCAGGGAAUCCCCCAUCCCCGGAGCAGCUCCAGAGGUUCAGGAAGCUGAAGGAGGCGCAGGACGCGCUGGAGCGGGCGUACCUGCAAGCCCGACAGCAGCACCCGGGGGACUCGGGGGACUUCGACCCUGACCGGGUGGUGGAAGGAGAGAUUUUCUGGCUGGGGCUGCGGCUGGAGGAGCUGAAGGAGCGGCUGGAGCUGGGGGCCGGGGGGCAGCCCCCCCUGCAGCUCCCAGCCAAGCCCCGCUCCCCCACAGCCCCUUCCCCACCGCCGGCUGCCCACUCCCCACGUCCCGAGAGCCCGGUGCUGAUGGAGGGUCCCCGGGGGACAGUGGGAGACAGCGAGGAGGUGACAGGGAGACUGCCCCGGCCCCUCUGGCGCAAGCAGCUCCGAGUGGAGGAGGAUUUUGGUGACCUGCUGGCGCACUCCUGCCUAUGGGUCUCCCCCAGGUACAAGCACUUCAAGUCCUUGCCGGAGUCGCUGAGCCUGGAGCAGCUGAGCCUGGCAGAGAGCGGGUCCCUGGAGGAGGUGGAUGGGCCCAGGGCAGGGGACGGUAGCCCCAGCAAGGUCCCCUGCAGGACACGGUCACUAGAGGAGGGGGCUGACCUCGAGACCUCCCCCUUGCACCCCCUGGAGCAGAGAGCAGCACCACUGUCCCCCAAGGAGCCCCCAUGGCGAGGAGGCACACAGGGCCACCUGUCCCCAGUCACCGCUGAGGAACCACCAGCCACAACCAAGCCUCCCCUGGGGCUUCCAGAGGCACCACGGGUGUCCCUGUCCCACCGCAGCAGCAGGGCGGGCAGCGCUGUCACCCAGCACCGUCUCCGCAAGGAUCAGCGCAUCGUGUCACCAGAGACGGACAGUGGCUUCAUGGGCUCAGAGGCCAGCAGGGUGUCACCCCCUGUGCACACCCCCGAGCACCGGCCCCCCGGCACCGGGACCCCUGGCUCUCUGGAACCCUCCAUCCCCAUCCCCACCACCCUCCGUCCUCUGUGGAAGAGAGAGGCACCCGCGCAUCCCCCCGAGCCGGCGCUGAUGGGCAUCUACCCCACGGAUGGCACAGGGGGGCCCCACCAGCCCCCCAGUACCCCCUCACAGAGCAGCUCGCCAGCCCGCUGGGCCGAGAGCGGGGGCAGCGAGGGGGGGCCCGACGGCAACAGCACUCACACAGACUCGGAAGGCAGAAGCUGCGCCAGCGCUGGCGGCCACCCCCUGAGCACGGCCAGGGACCUGGCGACCACCCCUCUGUCUCCAGAGCCACUGUUCCCUGAACUGCUGUCCUCCGAACUGCCAUCCCUCGACCCGUCUCACUGUGACCUGCUGGGCUCCCGCCUGGAGCGUGACCAGGCCAUCCGGGCGCUGCGGGACGAGGUGCGGCGGCUGCGGCGGCGGCUGGAGGAGAGUCUGCGCCAUUCUCGCAGCCAUCCCGAGGGAAAAGCCACCCCCUGUGCCCCCCCGGGCAGAAGGCAGCCAGUGACCCUCAGCUCAUCAUCUCCCAAGGACACAGCAUGUUCGGGGGAGCCGAGUCCCCGAGCGCGGGGCCAGGUGGCCCUUGGGGUCCCUCCUGUGAGGAGGGGGAGGUCGGCAUCGCUGCCGCGGGACAGGUCGGAGCUGGACACCACCUCCAAGUCGGACCCCCCCUCCGCCAGGGCGCAGGCCACCCCCUCCCCACACAAGAGCCCUGGGAGCCCCCCGGAUGUGGUGACAUUUCGGGGACAGUACACAGGGACACGGUACCAGGCGGUGACACCACGUGCUGCCCCGGCACCCCGAGAAGAGCCGGACACCCAGGAGUGCCCCCGGUGCCACAGGAGUGGGACACCAUCAACCGGCUCCUGGGUGGGUGAUGCUGUGAGGCCGCCCCAGCACAGCACCCCAAGGAGGGCACGCUGCGCCACGUGCCGGGCACCCAUGGGUGCCCCAGCACCUGACGGCAGGGACAGAGCUGCACACGCAGAGCGUGUCCCCGGUGGCACAUUCCCCCCAGGCUCCCGUGUUGGUCCCCGUGCCAAGAAGCUGGAGCAUCCCGGACUGUGGUACUUGAUGACCAGCCCAGCUGCCACCGCUGCCACCACCGCCAUCGGCUGCCUGGCGCCUGUCCCCCUAGUGCCUUAUGUCCCCUCUGUGCUCUUCUGCUCCCCAGCGGUACCUACCUCAGCUCCAACCCCAGCUGGGGUCUCCCCCCAGCACCCCACAGAACAGCCUCCUGCUGCUGCCCCCCACCACUGCCCAGCCCGGGGGGGGCUGGAGGAGCUGGACCGGUCCCUAAGCCGGGCUCUGGAGGCUGCGCGGAGCGUCGGGGUCACCACCACCCGCAUGGGCCGGGCGCUGGCCACCGAGCUGAGCCGGGCACGGGCCCUGCGGGGCUCCUGCCUCUUCUGAUGGUCCUCCUGAAACCCCCUGCCCUUGGUGGGGCCACAAGGAAGAGGACGGUUCCCCCAUCAGCAUAUCUGCCAGAUCUGUGGGCAGCAGUGGGGCUGGAGGCAUCUCCACAGGGUUCUGCUCUCAGCCCCAUCCCGCUUGCCUUAGACCUGCAUCGGUUGUCCAUCUGUCUGUCUGUUUGCAGGACCAUCCAAGCUGCAGGGAAAGGGCAGAGAUGUCCUAAGACCUGCAGCGCCCCGGCAGGAGGGCACCAUCCCCUGGAUGUGUCCCCCAAGGCAGGUGCCACCCCCUACUUUGUGUAGGACAUCCUGCAACCCAGGUGGAUCCCCGUUGGCAGCUGUGUUUACCUCUGUGCCUGUAUGGGCAGAAACACCCACAUUUCCCUAUUUUAUUCUAUAUUAUUCCUUUUCCCAGCCUUGAGGCUGAGGACUCAAUGCCCGGGGCGCAACCCGUGUCCCCCCCUCCAUCCUCCACUCUGCCCUUGGACUUGAACUGAGCCGGGUCCUCCCUGGGAAAAGCUCUUUUUUCUAUCUGAUUUCAUGUGAAUUAUUUUUCUUCAAGGUAGCUAGCAAGCAGCUAAAUCACUUUUGGGGUUGAUCCACAAUAUAUAUAAUAUGUGUUUGUGUGUGUCUAUAUAUAGACACAUAUGUUUUGUUUUUAAUUUCCAGCAUAAUCCUUAGGGCAUUUGAGGUUUGUUUUGUUUGUUCAUUUUUUUGUCUGUCGCUGGAUGUGGCCACUCAGUGUCAUCCGGGCAGAAAAAUGAAGGAUUUGGGGAUUUUCUUGGGAUACCCAGGGGAUUUGGGUUGAUAGAAAACUAAUCACCCCAUGAGACCAAAGCAGGGGCAGGAUGGGUCCAGCCAAACCCCCCCGUCCAUCCCCUGCAGUGACACUGAAACCCAGCUGUGUUUAUGUGUAGGACCUACCUAAAGUGCCCCUGUCAAACUUAUUUAUUUUUGUAAUACUUUUUUGUAUGAAGACCCUCAUUUUGGGGGGGGGUCGCUAACACCCCUGGUGAGUUACUCAGGUCCAGAACCUCCCGAAAAGCUCAAUAGCCACUGAGCCCCAAUCCUGCAACCGGCACAGUGAGUGGGGACAGCAAUGGGGCUGCCCCCCACUUUGGGGGGAGAUGUGUGGGUUUGGGGGGCAUUUUAAAGAGGAUUUCUGUGUCUUUUAUCCCAAACGCCAUAGCCAAGAAAUAAUAUGUUGUUUUCCCGCAUCUCCUAUUUUGUAAUAACCAGCAGAGCCAUUUGGAUGGUAUUUUAUACAAAGAUAAUCACCUAUUUUUGAACAAAAUAAACACGGUUGGUUGG
Molecule: messenger RNA, 5660 nt
Organism: Columba livia (rock pigeon)
Lineage: Eukaryota; Metazoa; Chordata; Aves; Columbiformes; Columbidae
Gene: AKNA
Product: AT-hook transcription factor
Exons: 22
Coding region: 16-4350 (1444 amino acids)
Biological process (GO): neuroblast delamination; epithelial to mesenchymal transition; neuroblast division in subventricular zone
Cellular component (GO): centrosome
Source: RefSeq, a predicted model, not a curated record